UGUUCACUUUCAUAUAUGACACUUCCCACAGAUCGUUUCUGAAAGGGUUUUAAAUUAUACAACUUCAAACAUUACAAAGUUAGCUUCAUCAAAAGCCCUUUCACGCUGAAGAAGAAGAAGAACAACCGAGUAAAUAUUGAAGUUGUGAGUUUGAAAUAUCUCUAGGCUAUCAAGCCAAACCUACAUUUGUACAAACUACCCAACUGGGUUCUUGAAUUUACCACGGGCUAUUGUCACGAGCUGUUGUUAAGUACAAAGUCUGGUCUUCAACAUUUGUUCUUUUAGAUUGCUUAUGGUCACCUUGUUCAGAGGUAUAGUGUCAGAAGCAUAUCUACUCAAACCGACGUGCUUUCGUGGUAGAAUAUAUCUUGCGACUCAAGGCAAUUGUUAGUACCAUUACAUCAAAGAGACCUCAAGUUAUCUCAAGAUGGAGGACGUACCUGAAAAGGGUGUGGUUCAGAAGGAGUUUGAUAGAAUUGGAGGUAAUUAUGCUCCUGAAAAUUCUUUGCUCAUUGGACUUACACCUCCUUCCUUUGAGCAGUGCGAUAACCAGAAUUCUUCUGGCUUCCAAGAAGAUGAUACAUGGUGGGGUUCUUUCUCUAUGGAAGAAGAGAACUACCGAAACAACUUAAUGAAAGAUGCAGAGAACUUCCAACUCACUGGAGAUAUCGAAGAUUUGUUCGCGAGCGGCCCAAAAUGCCCUGUGGAUUAUGUCGAACCACAAGUAGCCAAGAGACGAAAGUUCAAUUCCGAUUCAACUAAAAGUUCUUCGCCAUCCCCCAAAAAUACUCGAGAAGCUGUCAGUCCAAUCAGUGAAUCCUUGUCCGUUUUCUCCCAACAGGCCAUGCCAAAUCAAAAGACAGCAGAGCCAAACUCAUCGUCAAACACUACCCCUAGGGUCACAAGCCAAAUGGCUCAGCAUCCAACUGGACAAGAAUCACUUCUCUCUCAAGAAUCACCAUCUGGAUUGAACAAUUCGUCUAACAAUGACCUUCCAAUCACAUCAUUCAAUGGUCAGGAUACAGACCUUCAAACCAUACCAAUCAUCAGCCAAGUUUCUUCACCCGACAUCCACCUUUCGCAAUCAUCUACAAACGCAAUUACUACUCCAGAAAUCUUUCAAACUCCUUCAGGAACUCACCUUAUUUUCAUACCAGAACCUCACCAAAUAGUUCAGCAACAACCUUGUGGAGUUACUGGCGUUCCUCUAGGGCCCACCAUCUCACAAAGUCCGGAAAUGCAAGUUGAAUCGAACGUCUAUGGCCAUCAACUUUCACCUCAACGGUCACAUAACCAGCCGCGACCAUUUACUGAAUUUCUUGCUGAACAAAAUCUUGGUUUUACGCCACUUCGACGAUCGCUCAAACAACAACCUACAUCUCUCCCACAAAGCUCAGUUCAAGCUAGCCAAAAACCUACAGAACACGCCACGAGGCUUUGUCUCCCAACUCCACCAACCCCCAAUACAGACCUUCAACAGUCCUCGCCACCAGUAUUAGAUAGAAGUUCGAUUAAACCUCAGCUUAGAGAAGUCAUGGAAAGGUUUGAAAACAAGAUUAGGAUGGAUGCGGAACUCAGACAAGCUUUCAACAUUGUCUUUCCUGGUAAGUUCAUAACACUCAACCCAAUUUCGAGCACUUACUAACAUAUUUGAUAGCACGAAGUAUAGAAGUGGAAGAAUUGAAGCAAAAGAUGCUCAACGAAAGACGUCAAGCUGCGCUUAAAGAAAAUGCUUUGAGAAAAAUAAUCACCGAAUAUCAAGAUAAUAUAACAGCUCAAGAAGCUUUGCAGACUAGAGCGAUGGGUCUUCUUACACAGCUCAGAACAGAUCCUAAACACGAUCGUUCUUGGGUAUGUCUAAAUUAUAAUAAGAAUGGUCAACUAUGCAAUCACAUUCAAAAGGAAUUCUAUCUACUGGCGAAGGUUUGGAGAAGACGCGAAAGAUGCUCCAAAUGCAAAACAAAGACACAUGAGCUAAGUCGGAAAUACCUUGAUGAUGAUGCAGCUAUUUCAUCAUGGAAUUUUGAAAAAGAUGGACCCGCCAUGCCAGAAAAUACGCAGUCAUUGAAGCGUACGAGAGAUAUGACGGAUAAGCCAGCAGUUACUCCUCUGUUAUUCGUUGAUUCAAAUCGUCGCCAGUCAUUACCUAGUCUUACUGUUGCUGGAAAAGAUCUUCAACAAGAUUCGAGUUCCAGAUGGGCUUCAUUACCACCACCUACCCAGAAGAAGGCUCGCAAUCACUUACCCUUAAACAAUAAUAAGGAAACACGAGAUACCUUAAGAGCAGCACUUGGAGCGCCAUCCAAAACAUGGAUGCAAGCACCGAAGCAAAUAGAGACCAUUGUUUUAGACGAUGAUAAUGAGGAGGAAGUCGAGACAGAUCAAUCAGAAGAAAGCCCUAACGAUACCCCAGCGGUUGAAGCAGAGACCCGCUACGAAGAUUCUAUGGAAGCUGAUUUUGAUGCAGCAUUUAAUGCUGACCUUGAAGCGGAAUUGGAAGCUGAUCUUACUGCUGCUUUUGAGGAAGAACUUGUAUAGGAGUUUUACUUGGACUUUUAAUGUACACAAUCAGUGUGAUGGAUUAGAGUAGAGUACUGAAGAGCAUGUUUUCCUGGAGAAGUUAAGUCUUUACUCGGUUGCGUGACUCACAGCACUAUGGAUGAGUGGUGUUUAUUUCAAGCUUCACGCCACUUGAUUGUACUUCACAGUGUAUGACGGGAGAAUGCAUUGUCAAAAAAAUUAAAGCUGUGGACUUUACUUUACUUUACUUUAUUUAUCGAAUUGUAUCAAGCAGACAGAUGGUCAGACCAUGUAAUUAUACCUUCUACCACAUUAGCAUAGCACUUAUUAGGUACACGAUGGCGAGGAGAUAUACUAUUGACUUUGUUAUAAAUUUUA
Sclerotinia trifoliorum is the source of this 2898-nucleotide messenger RNA. The record is from the annotation of a GenBank genome assembly. NCBI's taxonomy places the organism in Eukaryota, Fungi, Ascomycota, Leotiomycetes, Helotiales, Sclerotiniaceae.